This is a messenger RNA of Plasmodium coatneyi, 2037 nucleotides long. RefSeq names its product AP2 family. The coding region runs from base 1 to 2037 and encodes 678 amino acids. Gene Ontology annotation, biological process: regulation of DNA-templated transcription. The transcript has 2 exons. Lineage: Eukaryota; Apicomplexa; Aconoidasida; Haemosporida; Plasmodiidae. The record is from RefSeq and is a predicted model, not a curated record. Gene Ontology annotation, molecular function: DNA-binding transcription factor activity.
AUGUCAAGUGGGGAUUCGUUAGUGGAGAACAAUGCGAAUGGGGUGUGUAACAGCGGAGGUGGGGGCAAAGAUAAAGGGGGCCACACGAAUGACACCUUUUAUUACAGCGGUAGUGGCAGCCAAAACGGCAACCAAAGUGCAUCUAGCAACGGAGGCCCCACCAGCAGCGAUAGUGAAGUUAGCAACUGCAGCGAUGAGGGGCGGGGAGACAAAUGCGUCUUUCGACAUACGUAUAAAAAAAAGUGCGGAAAAAGUAAGCCCGUCCAUAAGUACAAAGGAGACAAUUCAAAUUUUUAUGAGAAUGAAAACAGCUACAUGAUUCAGUACAGAAAUGGAGGAACCGAUGACAUAAAUUAUGAGACGUCCAUAAUGCUAGACGAGCAAAUAAUUAAUACACAUCAUCUGGGGGACACAAUGACACUAGACGAUGGCGAACAUUUGAACGAGACCCAUGUUAACAAAAUAAUUAGUGCUGAGAAGGUGAAGGGGGACAAAAGUUACAAAAUUAUGACCCCUAUGGAAGAGAAUAUGCAUGCCGUGGAUAGAGCCAGUGGGCUACCAAAUGACCACGGGGUGACUUCCACAAAUGGAACCACAAAUGGAACCACAAAUGACACCACCGAUUUUAGUUACCAAUUUCGCAAGGAAUCCACGCUGACCGAUUAUGUGAAGAAUAAAUCGAGACCCUCCGAUACGGAUGAUGAAGACGGUGUGGAUGAAGAAGAAGUUGUCGAAAGGACGGUCAUAGGAAAGAACGGCUUCCUCCAUAAUGGCCAGUUGCAAACUGGAGGGGAGGACGCUUACUGUAAGGAGCUGCCCAAAGGAGGAAGAGAUAUACAGAGGAAUGUAUGCCGAAGCAAAAGUGAGGAAAUAAGACGGUGCGAUUCCGCACAGUGGGGAAGCAUAAAGGAACAUGCAGAAGAAAAAAGUACAGAUAAAAAAAUCAAGGAGGAAAGCAAUUAUCAAAAUGGGAAGCACGUAGUAGGGGAAGAAAAAAAAGAUAAGCAUUCCAGAACGAAUGCUAUAGAAAACUACAAAAGAGAGUUAAGAAAAUAUAUAGAAUUGAACAGCCUGACGAAAAAAAAGGUACACAUGGAAUUGUUCCUACAUCACCAAAUUAAUUGCUACGAUUUGUUACUAGAAAUAAGGAAAAAGAUACCCAUUUGGGGAGAAUACGAAGCGAAUUUUUUUUUUCAUUGGAAAAAAAUUAUGACCAUAUGUAUCGAAGAGUUAAAAAUAUACAUCCUGAUAUUUCGAUCAUUAAACAUCGAAACUGUUAAUCACUUGGAUUUUUUUAUGCUAAAAAUUAUUGUAGACGAGCUAGACGAACUGAGGAAAGUACACGAGCCUAAUUACAAGCCAUUCAUAUUUACACAGGAGUGUCUAAAUGAUUACCAAUACUCCCGCUCGUUCGAAAAGAGCCCAGAUAUUUAUGUCAAUAUGAACGAAUUUAUCCAACCCUGGUAUAGGAAGAAUUUUAACAAGUCUAUGGACAUUAAGAAGUUUUUAAAUUCCUUAGACAUUUUGGAAAACCAGAAACAUAAGUCGUAUAUCAUCCAGGCGAUGGAGAUCCCCACCUACAUCUUUGACUUGUGCGACUUGGAGGAAGCAAAAAAUGGAGUGGUCACAACAAAUGGUGUACUUUCACCAAGCGUGAUGGCCACAACAAGCGGUGCAACUUCCACCAAUGGGGCUUCCUCUUCACAAAACGAUACCUCGAAGAAGGUCAAAAAAAUGUGCGCGAAGAAGAAAGAAAAUAACAAGGGGAAAAAUUUAAACACACCCGUAAACCCCAACCCCAGGCCGAAGAAGAGAACAGGGUACUACGAUCUCGAGAUAGACGGUGUUGUUGCAUCCUUUGAGGCCCGGAAGGGGGUUUAUUAUGAUAAGUCCAGGAAGCUCUGGAGGGCGAACUGGAAGGAAAACGGGAAGAUUCAGACCAAGGGAUUUUCAGUUAAUGAGUAUAAGUCGGUUCAACUAGCUAGACAAAAGGCAAUCGAGUGGAGAGAAAAAAAGGAGGCAGAACUUUUGCUCUGA